AAGGUCAUACUGACUGCGAAGGUUUGUUGUCCUAGCUAGUUUGUCAGCUUUUUUCCAGCAAGGAACGCUUCAGAUAUGUCCGCGUCUGAAGAACAAGAAGACACAGGGACCACUGUUCCAUCCGUCCUCAUUACGAGCUGUGACGUUGGCUUUAAUGAACAAGAUUUGAUAAAACAGAUUCUAGGCACCACCUCGUUGCCAAACCCGUCCAAGCAGGAGGAUACGGUAGUGUGGUACCCAUGGACUAUCAACAACAAGUAUUACACUGCAGACGUCAGCCUCUGUGUUGUGCCCAGUACAUACCAGAUGACCUCGGAGAUAGCCCAGUCCAUGCAGGCUUUCAUUGCUUACUUUGACAGCACAGUGAAGGAUGGUUUGGAGCGGCUGUCUCCCUGGAUAUCUGUGGUGGAAGACUUAGCUCCAGAGGUGCUCAUCCUGGUCUGUGACCGCGUGUGUGAAAGUGGCGUCAGUAGACAUGAGGCACAUCAGUGGUGUUUAGCCAACGCCUUCGAGUUGGUGGAACUCACCCCUGAAGACCUGCCAGAUGAGGAUGAUGACUUCCCAGAGUCUACAGGAGUGAAGAGGAUUGUCCAGGCUCUCAACGCUAACGUGUGGUCCAGUGUGGAGAUGAAGGAUGAACACAGUGGGGGCUUUGGUCUGAUGAGCAGCUUGGUGGCCUCCAGACAUAACAACCCACAGCCCAGACAGGAUACGCCACCCCCGGUCAGUGGUCCUGACAACCCACAGCCCAGACAGGAUACGCCACCACCGUCCUCCAGUCUGCCAGUAGAGGGCAGAGGAGACAGCGGGGAGCCCCAGAGGACUGAACCCAACCCUGACAACCGAGACACACAGGUUGACACCAUAGUAGAUCCGAUGCUCGACUUGGACAUCCAGGAGCUGGCUAACCUGACAGCUGGUGAUGCAGACGUGGAGAACUUUGAGCGCCUCUUCACCAAACUGAAGGAGAUGAAAGAUAAAGCCUCAUGGUUACCUCCUGAACAGAGGAAACUUCAUGCUGAGAAGGUUGCCAAGGCGUUUUGGACGGCCAUCGGAGGAGACCAGGAUGAGCUAGAAGGCCUGUCGUCAGGGGAGGAGAGUUAAAGGGAGACUGAGGAGCCACACUCUUCUUUCCGGUCCCCAGUCCUCCCUACCCUGGGUCUCCUACUGGAUCCAGUCUUCCCUACCCUGGGGCUCCCACAGGAUCCAGUCCUCCCUACCCUGGGGAUCCCACUGGAUCCAGUCCUCCCUACCCUGGGGAUCCCAUUGGAUCCAGUCCACCCUACCCUGUGGCUCCCACUGGAUCCAGUCCUCCCUACCCUGGGGAUCCCACUGGAUCCAGUCCUCCCUACCCUGGGGCACCCACAGGAUCCAGUCCUCCCUACCCUGGGGCUCCCACAGGAUCCAGUCCUCCCUACCCUGGGGCUCCCACAGGAUCCAGUCCUCCCUACCCUGGGGCUCCCACAGGAUCCAGUCCUCCCUACCCUGGGGCUCCCACAGGAUCCAGUCCUCCCUACCCUGCGGUUUUUUCACUAGGAAGCAAACAGAACAAUAUAAACUCUAGUUUUUGUUGCAAAACGUUUCCCAUUGCAAAAUGUUUCGCUACAGUGUGUGACUAAUGAAUACACCCCUGGUCUGCUCCCAACUCAGGAACUGUGAACGAUAGAGUAGAGACUGGGAGGGACUCUAGCCAGGUUGGAGAGAGGAGAGGCCUUAUCAUCAUGAUAUUAUCAAUUAUUACAAUUUGUCUCACCACAUGAAAAAAAAAAAGUUUUUUGCAACACUAUCAAAAGCUAGCUUGGUCCCAGAUCUGUUUAGUGCCGUCUUCCCGACCCAAUGACCAUACUGCAGGAGCUGGCAAGUCCGCACAAACAUCUGGGACCAGGCUAGUAAAAGUUGUUGGGUGUCCAGUCUGCCCACGUUAGGAAGAGAGCAACUGAGAAGACUGUGUACAGUAAGAGGCUGUUCUGUGGCUGUUUAAUGGGAGUCAAUGUUUGGUGUUAAUGUGGAUGUUUUGUUUUUUGUUACCAGGGGAAAAACACAUUGAGACCUUAGGUCUCAUUGCAAAUGUGCCCUGGGAACAAUACAGAAAAUACAAAUUAUACAAUUAAAUACACAAUAAACAAUCAAACAAAACAAACACAUUUAUCAAUAUAAAAUGGAUGAAUGCCAUGAUGAGUGAUGUGGAGACUGGUUGAACUGAUCAAUCCCUCUUCUCCUGCAUGAGUCCUGUGUUGUCCAGCCGUGAUGAGUGAUGGUGGAGACUUGGUGGUUAACAUAAACAGUAGUUCCCAGACCUCUCCUUCGGGGGACCCUUCAGACCUCUCCCUCGGGGGACCCUUCAGACCUUUCACAGUGUUGUUCUAGCCCUAAAUUAGGUCACCUGAUUAAUCAAUCAAGGGCUUGAUGAUUAGUUGACAUGUUGAAUCAGGUGUGCUGGAUGUGGCAUAGAUCACAUGCAUGGAACGGCUGGGGGUCUGCAGUAGAAUAUGGAUUAUAUUGUAGUUUUGUCUUCAAGCCUUUGUUUGAUUGUCCUGUUGAUGUUCUGAGUACCGCAGUCACCUUGUAGAAAAGUUUUAAAAAAUCAAGUGAUGUGCCUUUUUUAAUGUAAUCAUUAGUAAGACAUUACAAUUAUACUUUAUUUGCAACGUCUGAUUAAAGACCUAAAUAAAUCAA
Messenger RNA from Coregonus clupeaformis (lake whitefish), 2676 nucleotides. RefSeq names its product alpha and gamma adaptin binding protein (gene aagab). The transcript has 10 exons. The record is from RefSeq and is a predicted model, not a curated record. Lineage: Eukaryota; Metazoa; Chordata; Actinopteri; Salmoniformes; Salmonidae. The coding region runs from base 76 to 1104 and encodes 342 amino acids.